AUGCCUAAUGUAAUCCGCACUGUAACUCGCUCAACCAUGAUUAACCAGUAUUUGAUGUUCUGCAAAGAAGAGAAUGUAGAGCCACUGAGUCGCGCGACGUUGUUUCGGAUCCUCCAAGUAAGAGAAGCCUCACAGCAAAAGUCGUUGUGUGGUGUCGACAAUACAGCAGCGGAUGGCUCAGCUGGUUUUAAGAAACUUUGUAAAAUUGUGGAUGAUCUACAGGAACUAGGGCAAGAUGAUAAUUGGUCAAAAGCUAUAAAGAAGUCUCUCUUAGAUGGCAAACGUUAUUUAAAAACGCAAUACCGUAAUCAUUGCCAAGAAUCCGAGAGCCCUUGUCCUGGUCAUUGCUUGAAGUUCGGGCUUAGUGAUCCCAAAAACGCAGACUUGAAGGAAACCUGCGCGCAUGAACAUACAACACGUUGUAACCAAUGUGAUAACAUUUCUACAUGCACCAACAAAAUAGAGCGAGCUAUCAAACAUGAAGGCCUCACGUUUUACAGUCAGGAGCAACAAGAAGACAUCGUUUCUGAUUUUGAGCAAGCUGUAAAAGCUAGGAAAGCACAUGUCAUGCGGACAACAAAUCAAGAACGCGCUAAACAAGAUGUUCUUGCAAAGCUUGACUCCAGUUCACGGUUGGUCGUCAUGGAUUGGGCGAUGAAGUUUCUACAAUUAACGAAAUUACUACCAUUACAUCUCACGACAGUAAAAUCUAUUUUGCAGCGAAGGAAGUGGCACUUGCAUUUGGAUACAUUGACACACGCAGUGCCGUCGCCAGACAUACGGAUAUAAGAUAAAGGAUUACACUUGGGAAUAUAAAGGGAGAGGUGACUUCUUGCGUCUGUAAACUUUUUGCUCCUUGUCCUACGAUACUCCAUCGAGUUUUCGCUUGCGAUCCAAGAACGGAAUACACAUAGACUUCGAGAGAUUUCUGGAAUAAUUGUUGCCCCAAUUUCGUUAAUCCACGCGAUGUUUUUGGAAUGAAAAUUUUGUGGACGUUCAUGAUAUCCAACGGCGAUCUUCCCGUUAAAUAUUCAUACUCGAUGUACUUCUACCGUAUCGGGUUCGUACAUAAUGUUGGCGUCGGAUUUUACGACGGACGUCGGCAGGUAAUCCGUAAUACCACGUUCCCACAUUGCGAGGAUAACGUUCGUCUUUCCCACGUUUCAUGAACGGGUGUGUAUUUUCGGAGGAUGAAAAUAUCAUCCUCGGUUAAAUAAUGAUCAAGUAAUUUUGGAUUUUUCAUAAAUUUUUCCAUUUGGUAAUGAACGUGAAAUUUCACGAUCGCCGUGACGAGAUGAGAAUUGGAAAUGGAAUUAUUGAGAUGAUCUUCGGAAAUUCCGGAUUUAAACGAGGAUACAUAACAAGCUGCCAACGAACAAAAAUAAGAAUUCGUAUGGUAAUCAAACGGAACUAAAUCCAGAAAUUUUUCUGUCGUAGUAUACUGCGGUGUCGUGUAUUCAAGGUGGACGGGAAAAUAUUCUGUUUCCGACACGUAAAUUUUAAAUGUGUGCAAGUUCAUCGAAAAUUCCUGAUUCGGACGAAACCUGGCGUCGGACGCAACGUUACGCCAUCCGUUCAUCCAAAAUAAAUAUUUCGUCCAGUCUGGAUUCGUACGAAAUGUAUCGGACGUGAUAUCGUAACUCGUGAGAUCGUCGACCGUGUAAAAAAUCUGUUUGGAAUCCAGAAAUCCAUCUUUCGCGAACGUGAUUUCAAAAUUAAACUUGGAUAAAGUCGCGUUGGGAUAUUUUUUCAGGAAAUUCUUCUUCAUUUUCUGGAUUUCCAGGGGAAAUGCGGCUUUCACCUUCUCGUAAUUUUUUCCGUAAUAAUUCCGGAAUAUCUGUUCUUCGUCCAUUAAAUUUAUAUAACGUAAAGUUCCAUUAAAACAUUCCCCGGUAUGAUUCCACGGAUAUUAGAUUUCACAUCGAAAUGAAGGUCGUGGUAAAUCCCCGCAUCGGCACUGACUUGGCUUUCGAUGUCGUUGUAUUUAGUCGUUGUUCCAAACAAAGGUUUUGUUCCGUCGAUGGGAAGCGACGUAAUAAUAUGACUGGGAAACCCAACCGAAUCUAUAUUUCGGGAUCGGUUCGCUAAAUUACAUCCGACCGUUAAAUAACGUAAUCGUUCGUGAAUAUCGACGAUACGAUCACUUUUAUGCGUCGUGGAAAAUGUAGCGUAACCUAACAAAUCUCCGAGUCGCCAUAAAUUUAAAGAUUUUAUUCCAUUCGUGAAUCCGAUCUUAAUUCGGUCGUCGGGAAAUUCUUCGACGGUUAGUCCUUGUCCUUCCAUCAUCUUUCGUAAAUUUUUAAAAGUCCAAUAUCCUUCGUCCAACAUGACUUUUUUCCCGUCGAUGGAAAAAAUAGUCGUUGUAUCCUUUUCGAAUAUUCCGAUAAUUCCAAAAGACGGCCGCUGUGUUUACGUACAACUUGGAUGCAUGC
Molecule: messenger RNA, 2432 nt
Organism: Paramuricea clavata
Lineage: Eukaryota; Metazoa; Cnidaria; Anthozoa; Malacalcyonacea; Plexauridae
Source: the annotation of a GenBank genome assembly